UAGGCGUUGCCCAUUACAACUUAGUUGAUAGGUAAGAACUGAGAAAGGUGAGGGAUUUUGAGGUGGUGCGAGCAAUACCACUCUUGACUGGCUUAUUGAAGGAGACAGAAAUAAGCUGCAACAUUUCCUUUAAAAUGUCCUCUACACUGAGAAUGGUGCUGCUGUUCGGCAUGAUGGGUGAGUUACAUGUUCAUGUAUUAUGAAAUAAAUAAUAAUAAUGAUAUUUCAGUAAUGUGAAAGGAUUUGGUACCCAUAUCUCUUGCUCUUACAAAUGGGACUCUGGGCAAGUUUUAGAACGUUUGGGGUCUGAUAUUAAAGAAUAAUAUUCAAUCCGAAUGAAAUAAACAUAAAAGUACACAAGUACAGUAUAUUUAUUAACCCUGUCCUUUUUUUUUUAGGUUGUGGGCAUUUCAUCACAGUGACGGUUCCCCAGAAGUUUUUGAACGUGACAAAUGGUGAAAGUGCUCUUCUCCAGUGCACGUUUGUUACCACUGAGCAGAAAACCAGUGACCUCAUCAUCCAGUGGAAUUUUGUUGCCAAAGAUUCCAUGGUGCCACAGCAGGUAUGUAGACCAACGUUACUCUGUGGCUUUCUUCACUCUGUCUCAUGUUGCCACAUUGUCACACUCCCUGUGUGUCCUCAAAGUCACCUGGACCAUUCUCAACACCCAGAGUGCUCCAAAAGAUAUGUCUCUGUUCAACGACAAAAGUACUAAAUGCCUUGUUACUGUAGUUACAGAGAUUUACAAAGAUGUCUGAAUUUGAAAAUCUCUGAUCAAACUGCUUUCAGGUUUACAUGGAAAUUCAGGAGAGUUAUUGCAGUUGUACAUGCUAUUGUAUUAUAUGAGGUCUCACAACCCUCUUAGUAUUAAGGGUUCCAAAAGGGUUCUUCGGCUGUCCCCAUAGGAGAACCCUUUUUGGUUCCAGGUAGAACCCUUUUUGGUUCCAGGUAGAAUCCCCAAAGGGUUCUACAUGGAAUCCAAAGGGUUCUACCUGGAUCCAAAAAGGGUUCUUCAAAGGGUUAUCCUAUCGGGACAGCCAAAUAACCCUUUAAGGUUCUAGAUAGCCCCUUUUCUUCUAAGAGUGAAGGAUUGGUGCGUCUGUAUUUUAAUAAAAGCAGAGGCAGGUAGGCUACUAGUUCAAUAUGGUGGUUGCUCUUGAGUGCCCAUUUUGUGACACACCCUGGCAAGACAACAAAGAGCCCAGUCACCAGAGCACCAGUGGCUCCCUGCCCUCCAAACACACACUAAAAACAAAUUAUUUGAUGUAGUGCCAAAUAAGGGUUCUUUGGCUUGUAACCAUAGCGGAACCCUUUUUGGUGCUAUAUGGAACCUUUUUUAGAAGGUUCUAUAAAGAACCAUGCUCAUAAGGUUCUAAAUGGAACCUGUAUGGUAAUAUAAAUAACUAUUUCCUAAGGGUUCCACUAUGGUUACAACCCUUUUUGGGGCUAUAUAGAACCCUUUUUAUGGUUCAUUAUAGAACCUUUAUGGAGAAUGGUCCUAUAAAGAACCUUUCUCAAUCUCAAAAGUUAUUUGUAGAACCACACAGGGUUUUUUAUUCUGGUUUAAUAGCCAUAUUAUAUUGUAUAAAUGUCAUAGGUUUUAUUAUUGUGUUUAUUGACUAGUUGAAUCAGUUGUGCUAGUUCUGGAACAGCCGGGUGGUCCCUGAGGAGAGAAUUUAGAACUACUGUCUUAAUCAACCAUUCUCUAUUGACACAAGGCCAUACAUGAGUCUUUCAAAGGAUACUGACACUGGCCAUAGUCAUAUUUAAUAUGUAAUAGUGUAACACUGCAGAUUAGAUCAACUAGAAUGACACCCUCAGUCACAGUUGCACAAAAAGAGAUGUGCACAAACCACGUCCCAAAAUAUUCUAAUGAAUUCCGCCCCUACAUUUUAAUUAUCACUAAAAGAGGAAAGAACCAUUUUUGGAACUGCAAAGAACCAUUGAAGGGCUCAAAUGAUGGUCAGUAUGGUUCCACAUAGAACCAUCACCCUUCCCAAAGAACCAUUGAGGAACCGUCAUUUGUUUGUGUGCAGAAGCAGUGUUACAGUAGAGCAGAACGUCAGAAGUCUCACUAACAUGGGUUUUCUCCAUAUUUUCUGGCAAAUUGGAACCUUCUUUUGUAGAAUGAGCAAUCACUGAAAUAUCAACACGAAAUCUGUCAAUCAGUGCAUAAAUUGUUGUGUUUUUGGUAAGAAAUGGUUUUCCAGUGGUUUUAUGUAGGCUCGAAGACAUUCUUGCUGUUACUUUCUAGGUGUAUUACUCUCAGUCAGGAGAGGACGUGAUUUCCAAACCAUAUGAAGGCAGGUUGAAGCCUUCCAGCUCUCCAGCUACUACCAACAAUGCCUCAAUAACAAUAAGCAACAUGAAAGUGUCCGAUGCAGGGGCUUACACAUGUGAAGUCCGCAACUUCCCUGAUGUCAAUGGGAAGACUGAGGCCACCAUCAUUGUCAACAUUCUUGGUAAAUUCUGUUUUUACAUUUGGUCAAAUGCUUUGAAAUAAGUCAUGGUUUACUUCACCAAUGAAUAUAGGGAAGUCACAUAUAAUAAUAAAUAGUAACGUACAGUAUAUCCUUCUUCCUAUGCUAGUGUCAACACAACACACAACCAGAUCUUUGAAGUUUUUUCCCUAAUCUGAGUUUUGUGAUCAUUGAAUUACAUGCCGUCUGUGAUUCCAUUCAUUCACAGAGUUACCAGGACAACCUUGCUGGCCUCAGUAUCCACAGUAGUUUCCAUGGGAACUGGAGCAGACUAGUAUCUUCAUUGUCAGUGUCAGAAAUUAGAACAGGAACACAGGAGUACAAGACCGCCUCCCGACAUGUCUCGUACUCUUUAGGAAUAGAAUGGAGAAACACAUGACUCUAUUUUAGAUUGAAUUAAUGAUUCCCAGUUCGAUAGAGCAGAGAGGUUGUAUUGAAGCAUUAUGGUGAAGGCAAUACACUGUAUUCAGUCCUAACAUGGACAUGCUGUUGGUCUUUUAUUUUUUAUCCUGUUUAUACAUUUGAUUGUACCAAUCCACAAUGGCUGCUCAUCUUACAAAUAAUAUACUUGCGUAUGAUUGGUCAUGUCUGUUGUAUAAAUGUGUCAUUUUAGUCACCGUAAACACUGCAAGUACCAUGAUGUACAACGUCACCAUUGUCACCAUAGCAACGCAUAAGAGACACUCAGGGGGAUGACAUCAUCUUUGCUAGACUGCUCAUGUUUGAUUGAAUAUAUCACUGUAAUGACUGGUAUCAAGCACUGGCAUUCAGUGUUCUGCAUUCCAACUGUCAAACGUACCUACUACUAGACAAAAUAGCUAGCUACUGGUCCAGGGCAAGUGUUGACUUUCAUGUCUAACUUUGGACAUUUUCUCUGAUUACCAGUAGUUUGAUCAACUGGGUCCAGAUUGCAGCAUAUUACGUAAAGUUAACACAUGCUCUCUCUCUAUCACAUGGUCUGUAAGAGAGGCCCUCUGUGCCAUUCUGUGCUGUCCAUGGUGAUGUGGAGUCUGGUCACCUGGUUACCCUCACCUGCCACAGUGAGCAGGGAAGCCCCACCCCCUCCUAUACCUGGACACAACUGGACCAGGACAAGACCAAGAAACCUGUGCUGGGGAACACCGGUGGGUUGCCAUACUGUUCCUCCGUCCCCCAUCACUCUGUUGUGCUCUGAUUCAUUAGAAUGCUUUUUGCUAGACUUUUAUUCUCUCUUGUUCUUUUCAGAUCCGAAAACAGGAUCGUUGUACAUCAGAAACAUAUCCCAGUUUGAGUUUGGAGAGUACCAGUGCAGUGCCUCUAACAUUGUGGGAUCUGCCACUUGCACUGUGGAGCUCAACCAUGGUAUGGGUAACAUAUAUGAUGUUGUUUUGAUUGAAUGUGGCUAUGUAAUCUGCACACUGCUAUAGACACACUGCUGUAACUAAUCUUACCAAUAACCCGCCUAUUUAACAGAGCUAGGUGACGGGGCCAUUGCUGGUGCAGUCAUUGGAGCACUUCUUGGAGCUGUCCUAAUCAUUCUUAUCGUCUUGUACAUGACACACUCCAUGAAGAAGCAGAAAUACAAGGAUACCAAGGAAACAGAGAUGCAGUGAGUGGUUAUGAUUUGUGCUGCACUAUGAAGUCAUUGACAUUAAUACAAUUUAAUUGUGAGGUGCUGUGUUUCACCUACAGUUCCUCUCCCCCUCCAGGGCCAAACCUAAGAGUUCGGCCACGGUGGCGUAUGAAGGCGUCCCUACCAUGGGGAGUGGCCACCAGGCCUCUGUGACCUCCGGAGGGGUUCCCAUGGCAACACACAGCCACAUCUAUGCUGACGCUGAUGGAGAGGAGGCCGAGGCUUAGGAGAGGCCUGACACACACGUCUGGGGUGACAUCACUGUCUGGGAUGAUAUCACUGUCUGGGGUGAUAUCACUGCUCUGAAAAACAAUGCUCCACUGGAGGUUACCAAUGCCCGUGUGACAUGUUUGGAGAGAGUAUCCAUAGCAUUUUUACUUUUGUUUCUGAGUUUGUGUUUUUGUAUAGUGUGUGUUUUAUUGACAAUUUAAAUAAUGCUUCAUAUUUGUUUUGUCAUUUAAGAAACGUAAAGUUAUUGUAUUCCGAAUAUCUUUAUUUCACGCGCAAAAAAAUAUGAAUCACUCUACAGCCUGAUUAAUUCUAAUAUGUGGUAAUCCAUCCAUUCCCUGACUAGAUAUCAUGAUCUAAUGCCAAUUGCAUAUUCAUUGUGACAUUCUAACCAAUGAUGACUCAUCCAUGUUUUCUGGAAAAAAUAAAGAAACAUUUAAUUUUGCAUAAA
Molecule: messenger RNA, 4771 nt
Organism: Coregonus sp. 'balchen'
Lineage: Eukaryota; Metazoa; Chordata; Actinopteri; Salmoniformes; Salmonidae
Source: the annotation of a GenBank genome assembly